Molecule: messenger RNA, 964 nt
Organism: Drosophila kikkawai
Lineage: Eukaryota; Metazoa; Arthropoda; Insecta; Diptera; Drosophilidae
Gene: Sf3a2
Product: splicing factor 3a subunit 2
Biological process (GO): spliceosomal complex assembly
Cellular component (GO): U2 snRNP; catalytic step 2 spliceosome; U2-type prespliceosome
Molecular function (GO): zinc ion binding; nucleic acid binding
Source: RefSeq, a predicted model, not a curated record
CCUUAAGGCGUGUUGACAACCCUAUUCUGUACACCACCAACAAAAACUUUCCUAAAAUUUUCAUCCCAACGCGAAAACGUUUUUUUUUUUUAGCUGAAAUUAAGUAAAAGAAACGCAGAAUGGACUUCCAGAACCGUGCCGGUGGCAAGACCGGCAGCGGAGGCGUGGCCUCCUGGUCGGAAACGAACCGCGACCGGAAGGAGCGCCUGCGGCAGCUCGCCCUCGAAACGAUUGAUCUAAACAAGGAUCCCUACUUUAUGAAGAACCACUUGGGCUCCUACGAGUGCAAGCUCUGUCUGACGCUGCACAACAACGAGGGAAGCUACCUGGCCCACACGCAGGGCAAGAAGCAUCAGGAGAACCUGGCCCGCCGAGCCGCCAAGGAGGCCAAGGAAGCACCUUCGUCACUGCUGGCGCCGGAAAAGCCACGCGUCGAACCCAAGAAGUUCGUGAAGAUCGGACGGCCUGGUUAUAGGGUAACCAAGCAGCGAGAACUCAGCAAUGGCCAGCAGUCGCUGCUCUUCCAAAUUGAUUACCCUGAGAUUUCGGAUAACAUUGUACCCCGGCAUCGCUUCAUGUCCGCCUACGAGCAAAAGAUUGAGCCACCAGACCGCAAGUGGCAGUACCUGCUGUUCGCCUCCGAGCCGUAUGAGACCAUUGGGUUCAAGGUGCCAUCGCGGGAGGUGGAGAAGAGCGAAGGAAAGUUCUGGACGCACUGGAAUCGCGAUACCAAGCAGUUCUUCCUGCAGUUUGCCUUCAAGUUUGAGCCCAAGAUUUUGCCGCCGCCACCGCCGAACAUGCAUCGGGCGAUGGGACCACCCGGCGGAGGAUUCCCAAUGCCAGGACCACCGCGGCCCGCCGCCAUGCAUCCCAUGUUUAACGGCGUUCCACCGCCGCCGCCUAUGUAAGAAAUAUCCUCAAAUAUCCACAAAAUGCAAGAAUAAACAAUUUCUACUAAAUACAA